AUGAAGUUCCUCCUCCUUUUGCUAUUCACCCUUUUGGGCAGUGCUGAUGCGAGGUACUGGCUCGAGGACAUCGAGCACCGUGGGAGUGCUCCCUAUUAUCCUGACAAGCUUUACCCUGUGUUUCGCAACGUGAAAGACUUUGGUGCUGUUGGCGAUGGAGUUGCCGACGACACGGCCGCUAUAAAUGCAGCAAUCAGUGAAGGUGUUCGCUGUAUUCCUGGGGUGUGCAAAGGAAGCACUAUUUCACCCGCGACUGUCUAUAUCCCAGCUGGAACGUAUCUCAUCAGCAACUCCCUCAUUGAUUUGUACUAUACGCAAAUCAUUGGUGACCCCACAAACCGACCUGUCAUCAAAGCUUCCGCCUCCUUUUCUAAGCAAAGCUUUGGCUUAAUCGACGGAAACCCCUAUCUGUCUACUGGUUCCCUCUCAUGGAACUCGACAAACGUCUUUUUUCGCCAAAUUCGUAAUCUGGUUUUGGAUACAACUGCCCUUCCCCCAGACUUUCCUGCUGUGGGUAUACACUGGCCAUCAUCUCAAGCGACAGCUAUCACCAACUGUGUGUUCCAAUUGUCGACCGUUCCUGGAAAUCAACACACAGGUCUCCUUAUUGAAGAAGGAUCAGGGGGGCUUCUCAAUGAUCUUUACUUCUUUGGCGGGGGAAAUGCCACAGUUUUGGGUAAUCAGCAGUUUACAGCACGUAACCUCUGGUUCUCCAAUGCCGACGUCGCGAUAUGGAUGACCUGGGACUGGGGGUGGACUUUCAAGAGUACUGUGUUUAAGAACUGUCGAGUGGGCAUCAAGAUGGAUGAUUCAUCGUUCGGUGUUGGCUCUAUCACGAUCCUUGACGGUUGGUUCGAGAAUGUUGAUGUGGCUAUCGCUACGACACGCAACAGCUCACAGAGUAUUAGCAGCGCAGCUUCUGUGGCGAUGGAAAACGUCAAAUUUCAGAAUGUGAAAAACGUUCUCAUGGGCCCUGAAGGUACUGAUCUAGCACGUUCUGCUAUAGCACCAGUAGACAGCGUUGUUUUCCUGAUGGUAGGCCACCUCGCGGAACUGUGA
Molecule: messenger RNA, 1059 nt
Organism: Fusarium musae
Lineage: Eukaryota; Fungi; Ascomycota; Sordariomycetes; Hypocreales; Nectriaceae
Exons: 3
Coding region: 1-1059 (352 amino acids)
Molecular function (GO): polygalacturonase activity
Source: RefSeq, a predicted model, not a curated record